AUGUCACAGACCAUGGCAUCUUCAGACGCGACGUCUUCAUGGAAUCCGGCGAUGCUACCAGAACAUCAUGAAACUCCGGCGGCGACUGAUUCGCGUGACUUAACAACGAACCCGAGUGUUGACACGACCGAACCCGUUCCUCCCCCCGUUUUCUCCGAACCAGUCGAUGAUGACAUUGCAUUUCUCGGAGGUGGUGCUGUAGAAGAACCCAGCGCUCCAACCGAUGUACAACAACAAGACGCGUCGUUGGACGGAAUUGAAUCAAGCCGCACUUUGGAUGCUGAAGUUUCCUCGGAGCCCAACAAGUCGCCGGAAGACACCGUACCCGAUGAGACAACGACCCCAGUAACCGGUGCUGAUAAUGCAGAGAUAACUCAAGCUGUUGCGGAAACCCUGGCUAAGGAAGACGGCAAGGAUAUUUUCAACGAGCCUGAACAGCACGUUGAACAAGAUCCCUUCUCGCUUCCCGUGUCCGCGGAUCAAACUGCCGAUCUGGCUGUCCAGGAGCAAACACAGUCUUACGAAAGCCAUGAUAGCGUACCGCAAGCCGUGGAUUUUGCAAACCACGAGCCAGUGGCUACCAAUGGUGAAGUGAACAACACUACUGGUAACUUCUGGGACAAUGUCGAAGACGACUGCGGGGACAAUUUCUUCGAUCAACUGAAGACGCAAACAAAGCCUAUCUAUAUGCCACCAGAGCCUGAUACUAGAUUCGAAGAGGGUGUUCCCUUGCUAUCUCCUCAAUCCCCCGCUUUUGAGACUCCAGCUUUUGAGCCUCCAGCUGAGACCCGAGCUGAGCCCCCGGCCGAGACCCCGGCUGAACCGACAACUGAACCGAUUGCGGAACCGAAAGCCGAGCCGACAACAACAGGUGACACUCAGAUUGACAAGAUAUUCGACGGCGAUGAGGAUGAAGGAGAAGACUUCUUCAGUCAGGUUCAGAAGCCGGAACCAAAGCAAGAAGCUCCGCCGCAUCUCACGCGCAAGAGCACCUCGGAGGUGAUGGAUUCUGUUGGCGAACCCUUGGAUUCCCCCAUCGACGAGGCUACACAGCAGUUUAACGAAAUGUUGUUGGCGCCAGCAUCGGACAACCAAGUGGAGAAGGCUUCUUCGGAGGAGGAUUUGGCUGCAAGAUGGCAGGCUGAACUUUCAGAUAACGAGGAACCUUUGGAGGAGGAUCUUGCUGCGCGAUGGGAAGCAGCAUUGGAUGAUGACGACGAUGAUCUCCUUAUGGAUGAGGCAGCUGGGGAUUCGACCACUAGCCAGGAACAGAAUCUCCCGAACGUCAACGGAGGUAACAGAUACGCUCCUCAGACUGGCUUCAAUGAGCCACAGGCCUUUGAAGCCCCGAGCGUGCCAUCAACCACUUCAUACACACCUCAUCAACCAUCAACCUCCGACCUUCUCCAGGGUGUCGCUCCACCCAACCCGCCUCCUGCUUCCUCGUAUUUCGCACCACAGCCGCCGCCAAAGCCUGAAGUGAACAGGGCAGAGAGUUUUGCAGAGCGCUCAAAGCAAGGCUACAAGUCUCCGUAUGACCUUCCGGAAGGUUUGGCGCGUCCUCGGAGGCCCGCUAAGCCGGUUAUCACUGCUGGCCCCGUGGCUCCCCCUGGCUCUAUUGCUCCCCCAACAAGCAUCCCGCCAGCUGGGAGCAUGCCACCACCUCCAAUGGGUGCUUCUCCGCCACCACCAGCAGCUGCCCCAGGCCCGAAGAACUUUUUCGAAGAGCUUCCCAUGCCCCCGCCGCGGCCUAAAUCUCGACCUGCAAGUUCAGGAAGAUACACACCUAACCCUAGCGCGGCACCGCCGACCGUUCCGGCUGCAAGCUAUCCACCUCCACCUCCACCAGCGAACCCUUAUGCCAGCAUCCCUCCUAAUGCGAGCGCGACAACAACCGCUCCGGCUGCGGUUUCCCAACCACCACCACCGGCGAAUCCUUACGCUAACAUUCCUGCUGGCGCUCCAGCUGGAAUCUCGCACCCACCACCACCACCGGCGACCCCUUACACUAACAUCCCUCCUAAUCCUCAACCGCCGAGUGAACCCCAGGAACAACCGCAGCUACAGGCGCAGCCACCGCUGCAGUCUCCUGAACGAUUGGAGCCUUACAUGAACACACUGGCUCCAACUCCUCCAGCUCCUCCUAGCGUUUCGUCAAGGUAUUCCCCCAAGCCACCUGGUUUGCAGACGGGAACGAAGCCUCCGCCAUCGCCAAGAUACUCACCUGCUCCGCCACCGGCUUCUGGUCCUGCACGCAAUAAUCGCUACUCUGCGCAACCGACCAGUGCUCCUGCACCUGGACUGUCUCUUCCAUUCCAACCGCGCACGUCGAGUCCUUUGGCUUAUCAUGAGAAAGUUUCAUACCAACCGGAACAGCCUGCGAGACGGCCGUCUCUGGAGCCAUCGGCGAGCCUUUCUCCACCCAAUCGUUUCCAGCCACGACCAAGUCUCGAACAGAGCCCUCCCCGUAUCUCUGAACCGUCGGGCGAUGUAGUCGAACCUGAGGUUGCGCAGGCCGAACCGCGAAAUGUGACUUCGCCGACGAAUCAGCAGCAAUUGUCUCCGCCUAGGAACAUGUACGCUCCGCCGUCAUAUGUCAAUGACUUUGCGAGUCGCUUGCCACCCAUGAGUACCGGGCCUCCGGCUCCGUCAUUCCCAGUGAUUGAGACACCGGAUGCGGGCGGGUCCCAGUUCGUUCCUCCCCGCAGGUCUCAAACACAAUCUCCUAGCCAGCAAUUGUCAAGCCCUAAGUUGUCAGUACCUUCCAUCGACCCUCUUCAGCGGCCUGCCUCUGUGCACGGAUCCGGAUCUCCAACGAAAGCUGUUAGUCCCUAUGCACCUGCUCAAGUAUCAGCCACUAGUCGCGUUACUUCUGAGCCCCUCAAUUUCAUUCCACCCAGCGAUGGACAAGAGCUUGACCCCCUUCAGCGAUGGAAGGGAGCGCCAAUUGUCACUUUUGGUUUCGGUGGUUCAGUCACGUCGUGUUUCCCGAAGCACAUUCCCCGUUACAGCGCUGGACAAGCUGCGCCUAUGAUUAAGUCCUGUCCAGGUGAGGUGAAGGUAUGCCAGCUCAACGACUGGAUAUCGCCUGCGGAGGGCAUUGUGGCGCAUCCGGGACCGCUCAAGAGCAAGUCGAAGAAGAAGGACGUUAUAAACUGGCUGUCGAGCAAAAUCGCAGCAUUUGAGAACGAAGGACUUUCGGAUGGCGACGGACUGCAACCAGAUUCGCAUAAGCGGCACGAGGAGAAAAUCAUUUUGUGGAAGAUCAUUAGGGUACUGGUCGAGAAGGAUGGCCUCUUCGAUGGUUCGCCAGACGUCCAAAAAUCGCUGCGCGAUGUCAUCUUCCCACAACUUCAGAACGCUGAAGCUGAUCUGACGUAUGGAAACGGUUAUACGGCUCAAAAUAACUUCCCAUCGCUGAACGCACCAUCACAACCUGACGCAAUCGAUUCGCGGUCGAUAGACACCCUUCGGGACAACCUCAUUCUUGGGGAACGCGAAAAAGCGGUGUGGGGUGCAGUGGAUAAUCGACUAUGGGGCCAUGCUAUGAUUAUUGCGUCCACUAUGGAGAAGUCUGUGUGGAAACAAGUCGUGCAGGAAUUCGUUAGGAGAGAAGUAAAGUCUUCCACAAGCAAUACCGAAUCGCUCGCUGCGGCCUAUGAGAUCUUUGCUGGAAACUUCGAGGAGUGUGUCGAUGAACUCGUUCCGCCGUCAGCCAGGGCUGGCUUGCAGAUGAUCAGCACUGUUGAUGGACAGGGGUCAUCUAAGAGUGCUCUCGAUGGCUUGGAUAGCUGGAAGGAUACUUUGGGUAUGGUGAUAAGCAACCGCAGUCCUGACGACUACCAGGCGUUAAUUUCUCUUGGCCGACUACUGCUGAGCUACGGACGUGUGGAGGCUGCGCAUAUCUGCAUGAUAUUCUCACGUGCCGCGGUAUUCAGCGGUCCUGAUGACCCGCAGGCGAGCAUUGUUCUUCUGGGAGCUGAUCAUCAACAUUUCCCAUAUUCGUUUGUACAUGAUGAAGAUGCUAUUCUCCUCACGGAAGUGUACGAGUUUGCAACAUCCAUUCUUGCGACUGCGCCUCAGCCCCCAUUGCCGCAUUUGAUGGGCUUCAAGCUCCACUAUGCUUGGACACUCGCAGAUCGCGGCCGCAAGUCGGAAGCUCAGCAGUACUGCGAUGCGAUUGCUGGUGUUUUGAAGGCAAGCACAAAACCUUCUGGUUACUAUCACCCGCACUUGUUCUCUUCUAUGGAUGACUUGUCCUCGGUUUUGAGGCAGACGACUAGCGAUGGAGGCUCCUGGAUCUCGAGACCAAGCAUGGAGAAGGUUUCUGGGUCGAUGUGGGCCAGGUUCAACAGCUUCGUUUCGGGAGAGGAUAGCGAUGCAGCAUCUACUGGCUCUGGAAAGGCCGCUGAUGCGGACGUGGGUCCUUUUGCCAGGGUCCAUGGAACGCCUACCGUCAGCCGUUCGCCUUCCAUGUCGGACUUGUACGGCGGGUACCCUGCACCUGCAACCGGGGCACAACCCAUACCUGGAAAUCCCGCCUCGCGGUACCACCCGACUAGCCAGUAUGCGCCGAACUCGUCGCCUGAGCAGUUCCGUGGAAGAUCGUCUAUGGACUCUCAAAGGUCCUCUGGUGGUUUGGGAUUCUCAUUCGGACGCCGUGGUUCCCAGGAGCCUGCUACCCCGACUGAGAACAACUAUUACCCCGGAGGAUCUUCAUUCAACUCCCCUCUGGCUGGUUACCAGUCCACUCCGCCCCAGACGUCUUACAUGCCUCUUGCGCCUGUCGAGGAAGACCUGCCUUCGCAACCACAGCCACCUCAGCCGGUCAUGCAGUCGCCAGCGGUGAAUGGAUCGCCUUACCAACCAUCAAUGUAUACUCCUGACGCUUAUACACACCCAUUUGGAGACCAGGGGGCGCCAAGCCAGCCACAGCCAGAGAGCUAUGGCUAUAUGCCGCCCACCACCGGCUACGGUCCUCCUGUGGAAGAAGCCGGUUCAACAUCAGCACAAUACCAGGAAGAAUAUGUCGAAGAGGAGAGGCCCAAGAAGUCGAUGAUGGAUGACGACGAUGACGACCUUGCAGCCCGCUCGGCCGCUAUGGCAAAGGCUGAGAGGGAGAAGCAGGAUCAGGAAGCGAAUGAGGCGUUUAGGAGAGCAGCAGAAGAAGAUGCCAAGAAGGCUGCACCGCCGAAGAAAGGAUGGUUCGGAGGUUGGUUCGGCGGAGGAUCCAAGAAAGAAGAGAGCACCAACCCCAACAAACCCAUCCGCGCGAAACUUGGAGAACAAAGCUCAUUCUACUACGACACCGAGCUCAAAAAAUGGGUCAACAAAAAAGACCCCAACUCCGCAACCCCCUCCGCAGCCACACCACCACCCCCCAGAGCCGGCCCUGCCAGCAGGACUGGCAGCACAGCCAGCCUGCCCCCAACAGCUACACCUCCAAUGGCCAGCGCAGCAAGCCGACCUUCAUCGUCUGCAGGCGCAUUCGCACCAUCACCGAUGUCCGGACCACCAAUGUCUGGAAGUCCGGCACCACCGUCUGGAUUGGGCGCACCACCUCCAUUGCCCCGAUCGGUAUCUACGGGUGCUGCCGCGCCAACCCCGCCUGGAAGUUCGGGGGGUUUGGCACCACCGUCUAGACCUUCGACUUCUUUGAGCAAUGCCAGCUCGAUCGAUGAUUUGUUGGGUGCGCCUACUGCGCGCAAGGGGCCUGCUGGGAAGGGGAAGAAGAAGGGGCGGUAUGUUGAUGUGAUGGCCCAGUAG
Messenger RNA from Aspergillus glaucus CBS 516.65, 5766 nucleotides. It is a transcript of the gene sec16, whose product is annotated as COPII coat assembly protein SEC16. The record is from RefSeq and is a predicted model, not a curated record. Gene Ontology annotation, biological process: Golgi organization; autophagy; COPII vesicle coat assembly. Gene Ontology annotation, cellular component: ER to Golgi transport vesicle membrane; endoplasmic reticulum exit site. Bases 1 to 5766 code for a protein of 1921 amino acids. The transcript has 2 exons. Lineage: Eukaryota; Fungi; Ascomycota; Eurotiomycetes; Eurotiales; Aspergillaceae.